Dracunculus medinensis (Guinea worm) is the source of this 678-nucleotide messenger RNA. The record is from the annotation of a GenBank genome assembly. NCBI's taxonomy places the organism in Eukaryota, Metazoa, Nematoda, Chromadorea, Rhabditida, Dracunculidae.
AUGGCCCAAAUAUGGAUAAUUCUUCUAUUAAUUAAUAUUGCGUUUGUUUUAAAUGAUGAUCAGCAAAGUAAGAACAGAUGUUGGUCAUCGGGUAAUGGAAGUUCUGCACGAUGGUGGGAAAAUGGAACUCGAAUCGAUCGAGGCCGAUAUUGGUAUGAAUGUAUACAUGGUCAUUUGCGUCCAAUGGGAUGUUUCACGCCAUUAAAUGAGCGACUCGAAUUGUAUGAAAAAUUUGUUCAAAACGGCUAUGAAAUGCAAUGUGUCCUGGAAAAUGGCUAUCUUCAAUUUCGUUUUACGGCUUGUAUCAGUGAGGAUGGCAAACGACAUGGUAUAGGUGAAAUAUGGGAAGAUGAACGGAAUAUGUACUGGUUCGAAUGCAAAGCGGACGGACCAUAUUUGAAAGUCGAAAUACGAGGUUGCGUAUCGCAUGAUAAAACGAAACGUAUUCCGCUGAAUGAAGCUUAUGAAUUUGGUGGAUAUGUGUAUGAAUGCCAAAAAAAAUACAAUGGUACAGUGCAAAUGUGUUCAGUCGGUUGUGUUCAUAACGGAGUUCGUUACAAAAUAGGAGAUCAAUGGCCGGUAAAUUUUUUUUUACAGUUUCACCGAGCCAGUCAACAGUUUAAAAUAUUAAUUGCGAGAAUGAACUAUUUCGAUUUUUCUGAAAAAAAAGAAACAUAG